Aphidius gifuensis is the source of this 1147-nucleotide messenger RNA. RefSeq lists its product as uncharacterized. The coding region runs from base 108 to 668 and encodes 186 amino acids. NCBI's taxonomy places the organism in Eukaryota, Metazoa, Arthropoda, Insecta, Hymenoptera, Braconidae. The record is from RefSeq and is a predicted model, not a curated record. The transcript is spliced from 2 exons.
AAAUAAUUAUUUUACAACGAUAAUAUUUAUUUUUAUUUUACAUAUAUUUAUCAAUUUUUUUUUUGAUUAUUUAAAAAUUUAAUUAAAAAUAAAUUAAAGGUGUAUUGAUGCAGGAUGUAUGUAAGGUUUUGAUGAUUAAAUCAAGCCCAGUAAGACAAUUGCUUGAAUCACAAUUUGGAAUUGAAGAAGACAAUGAAAUUAUAAAAAAUUUAAAUUCAAGAGAAGAUAAAUUAAUCGAUGAUAAUGAAAAUAAUGAAGAUAAAAAAAAUGAAACAACAUUAAUGUUAUUUUCUGAUAGUGAAAAUAAUUCCACGAUGAUGUCAAUGGAUAAUUAUUUUUCAUCAUUGAUACAGCCAUUUAUACAGAAAUUAAAAUUUUCACCAAAAGUAUUUUUUCAAGACCAGCUUAAAUCAUUAAAAAAUUUAUUGAAUAAUUAUAAAAUUGAUGAGGUAAAAAAUUUAACAAGAUCUAAAAGACAAUUGUCAAUUAAUUCUGGUUUGUUGCAUUUAAUUGGACUUGAAGAUCAUGGAUUUUAUACUGACAGACUAGAACCACAAGGUUUACUUGGUGGUAAUGGAUGGUUUUCAAAUAAAGGUGGUUUACUUGGUGGUCCAGGUGCAAUAUUUUCAACUGGAUCAGUUCUAACAGAUUAUCCAUCACCUUACUAAAUACCGCAUUACUAAUAUUAAAAUUAAUUAAAUUUUAUAAAUCAGGGUUUAGGAAAAUAACAUUUUUAUUAUUCAAUUGAAGUAUAAUUAUUAAAUGUAAUUAUUUAAAUGAGAUAUAAUUUUUUACUUGGCUAUUUCUUGGCAGGCUUUUGUUGAUUAAAUUGUUGAAGAUUUUUCAAGUGCCGAACGUGCAAUUUUAGAUGAAAAUUUUCUUAAGAAUGACAUUAUUUUGGAGGAUUGUUGAAUCACAAUUUUAAUGAUGAUAAAUCUGCAAGAAAAUAAUUAAGGAAAAAUAAAAAAUUAUCAAGGAUUUUGGUAACAAAGAAGUACAGUCAUUUUGAAAUUAUUUAUAUAAAUUAUCUUGUUGCAUCAUUAAGCGGAAUUGAUUUGGUUUAUUUUUAAAGCACGUUCAAUACUGAAUAAUAAAAAUAAAAAAUAAAAUAUAUGCUAAAUAAUUAUUGAUUACUAUCGUAAUGAUA